AUGUUGAAGUCCCUCGUUACACUCCUAGCUCUAUCGAGCUCAGCCUUAUCGCACGCCCACCAUGACCAUGAAGAGGUAGCUCCCCCGCACGUGCGCGAGGAGCUCCUCAAGAAAUGGGAUCAAGAGUGGUCCUUCACCGGCAUCUCAAGCUUCGCCCACCUCAAGCCCGUGAAAUGCCUUAUCGAGCCUGACGAGCGCUACGACAUCGCCGUUAUCGGGGCGCCGUUUGAUACCGCUGUUAGCUAUAGACCUGGCGCCCGCUUCGGCCCCCGCGCCAUCCGUGCCGCCAGCGCACGCCAGAUGGCCGGUACAUCCUUCAACACGCGCGCGGGAAUCAACCCGUACAACUCAUGGGCGACCAUCAAAGACUGCGGCGACAUCCCAAUCAUGCCCUUCGACAACGGCGUCGCAGAGCGCCAGAUGUACGAUGCGUUCCUUGAGCUCGGCUCCCGACCUGCCAUCACCUCGUCCUCGUCUAGUAAAGUGAAGGGUAUUUCUGCGGGAAAAACCAAGCUCGUAACGCUUGGUGGCGACCAUAGCGUUGCGCUGCCUGCGCUGCGCGCGCUGUACCAGAUCUACCAGAAACCCAUCACGGUGCUGCAUUUCGACGCGCACCUGGAUACAUGGAACCCCGCGCGGUACUCUGCGUACUGGGUAUCCGAGCAGUCGGGUUUCAAUCACGGGAGUUUUUUCCACAAGGCUAGUCGCGAGGGACUCAUUUGCAACUCGACAUCUGCGCAUGCCGGUCUGCGCACGCGGUUGACUGGUAUCGAUGAUAGCGAUUACACGAAUCCCGGGCCGGAGCAGGGUUUCCUGCGCAUUCACGCGGAUGAUAUCGACGAGUUGGGUGGACCGAUGGGCAUUGUGAAACGCAUUGUUAAUCGGAUUGGACUUGACCCCGAGCAGCCUGUUUAUUUGUCUGUUGACAUCGAUGUCUUGGAUCCGAGUACUGCUCCUGGCACCGGUACGCCUGAGCCUGGUGGUUGGACGACGCGGGAGAUGAUUCGCAUUCUGCGCGGUAUUGAGAAGUUGAAUAUUGUCGGCGCUGAUAUCGUCGAGGUGUCGCCUAGCUAUGAUAACAAGGGCGAGACGACUGCUCUGGCUGCUGCUCAGGUUGCUUUUGAGAUUAUCACGACUCUCGUCAAGGCUGGUGCGGGGGAUGUUGGUGGUUGGUAUGGACGGAAAGAGGAUGUCGCGGACUCUGUCCACCAAGGUACCGACAAGGACGAGCUCUGA
This is a messenger RNA of Aspergillus chevalieri, 1236 nucleotides long. RefSeq names its product agmatinase. The coding region runs from base 1 to 1236 and encodes 411 amino acids. The record is from RefSeq and is a predicted model, not a curated record. NCBI's taxonomy places the organism in Eukaryota, Fungi, Ascomycota, Eurotiomycetes, Eurotiales, Aspergillaceae. The transcript is spliced from 3 exons. Gene Ontology annotation, molecular function: metal ion binding; agmatinase activity.